CCCAACCAAUGCUGCGUUUCUUUGCUACACACGAUCAAGGUCAAACUUGAUCUCUCGACCGUUGACCCCCAACGGCCCGAGAACACCCGCAAAUGAGAAAUUCGGAGGAAUCUUCACUCAAACCCCAGUAACCCGCUGUUCAUCUCUUCCGAGAGAUGGGGAGCCGGUACUGCCCGCAAGGGCCUGGUGUGAAAUGACAGCCCACUAGACUGCGUUCGGAGGGAUGUCGCACAUCUGCAAUCGGCAUCAGAAACAUCGGGGCUCGGACAUUGUUCGAGGUUUCCCCAUGGGAGAGUCGUUGCGAAGAUUGUGUGCGCGGGCUUAUGCUCCGUGCGACACUUUAGUGCAAUACGCAGCAUACUGUACCCCUCUUUCUCCCUUGGGGGAAGGAGGGGAUGGUAGAAUUCGAUUCCGAUCAUUCUGGUUGGGAUGGUGCUUCUUCUUUUUUCUUCUAGGUGAGUGGUUACUGUCAGACUGGGAAGAGUGGUGUGUGUCCCUGGCUAAUUUGUUGGGGGCGGGUCCUGUUUGGUCCUAUUGCCUUUCGUUUUAAUAGAUAUCGGUGGUUGGAUGGUAUACCAGGAUUGGGAGGCGUACUCCGUAUAAUGUUUGUUAAUGAUAUUAAUUGACUCUUG
This is a messenger RNA of Aspergillus caelatus, 632 nucleotides long. RefSeq lists its product as uncharacterized. The record is from RefSeq and is a predicted model, not a curated record. Lineage: Eukaryota; Fungi; Ascomycota; Eurotiomycetes; Eurotiales; Aspergillaceae. The coding region runs from base 224 to 550 and encodes 108 amino acids. The transcript has a single exon.